UGUUUAUGACUUAUAUUACGUAGCAGUUGGCCGCUACGUGCCCGAUUACAUCCGUAUUCGCGUCUUAGGCGGGGUAUAAGUAAGAAAGCACACGUCUGUUUUGCUAGAAAAAUCUCAACUGUUGUUGUCUGACGGUGUAGGUUACGUGAAAGGGAACAGAAAGAAAAGUAAAACACCUGCAUCAUGAAGACUGCAGUUCUUCUGCUGUCCACGUUGUUGGGUCUAUUAGCAACAAUUAGCAGUGCUCAAGGUUCUUUUCCAGGUAAAAAGAUUGGAGCAGCGAUAGGAAUGCGACCCCCGCGGAUCCAGUGUAUGAUGUACUGUCCCCAUGGUUUUGAUUUGACUAAAUCCUGUAAGUGUCUGCCGCCUCCCAUCAGUCCAUGCGCGGCUAUGCUCUGUGGGCCAGGGAUGAAAUGUGUUCCAAGAGGUAACCGUGGAGUUUGUGUGCCCCGCAUAAAUGUCGGGGGAAAAGUGUGUUGGCUGCCUAAGGUAACUGGACCUUGUCGUGCCGCGUUCAGACGCUAUUUCUACAAUUCGAGAGCCGGAAGGUGCCAGCAGUUUAUAUAUGGCGGGUGUAAAGGGAACAGGAAUAACUUUAUAUCAUUCGCGGCCUGCGAGAAUCAGUGCCCUGGAAGAAGACGAAUUUUUUAUGAGCAUAAGGAUUAAAUAUUCUGUUGGAAUAACUAAGCGAGGACACUCGUUUAGAUCACGGAUGAAAGCAAAUUAACAUAUAAUAGUUGUAACAUUAACUGAUGUGUCACGGAUGAAAGAAUUUUACAUUUAAUAGUUGUAACAUUAAUGGUUGUCACACGGAUGAAAGCAAAUUAACAUAUAAUGGUUGUAACAUUAAUUGAUUUGUUACGGAUGAAAGCAAAUUAAUAUAUAAUUGUUGUAAGAUUAAUUGAUUUGUCAAGGAUGAAAGCAAAUUAAUAUAUAAUAGUUGUAACAUUAAUGGAUUUAUCACGGAUGAAAACUAAUUAAUAUAUAUAUGCAGCAUUAAUGGAGGUGUUACUCAUAUACCAGACUAUAAAUACAUCUGUUAUUUGUU
Messenger RNA from Gigantopelta aegis, 1048 nucleotides. Its product is annotated as BPTI/Kunitz domain-containing protein 4-like. The record is from RefSeq and is a predicted model, not a curated record. Lineage: Eukaryota; Metazoa; Mollusca; Gastropoda; Neomphalida; Peltospiridae. Bases 184 to 666 code for a protein of 160 amino acids. The transcript is spliced from 5 exons. Gene Ontology annotation, molecular function: serine-type endopeptidase inhibitor activity.